Molecule: messenger RNA, 2538 nt
Organism: Pyrgilauda ruficollis (rufous-necked snowfinch)
Lineage: Eukaryota; Metazoa; Chordata; Aves; Passeriformes; Passeridae
Gene: DEF6
Product: DEF6 guanine nucleotide exchange factor
Exons: 11
Coding region: 123-1997 (624 amino acids)
Cellular component (GO): cytoplasm; nucleus
Source: RefSeq, a predicted model, not a curated record
GGGGCCCGGGGGCUCCCGGGGCGCCCCGAGCAGGCGGCGCUCCCGCCCCGGUCCCGCCCGCCCGGGCGGCUCCAGGAACCGGAUCCGCGGGCUCGGCAGAGCCGCCGCCGCCGCCGCCAGCCAUGGACCUGCGAGCCGAGCUGCUCAAGUCCAUCUGGUACGCCUUCACCGCCCUGGACGUGGAGAAGAGCGGCAAGGUGUCCAAAUCCCAGCUCAAAGUGCUGUCUCACAACCUGUACACGGUGCUGUGCAUCCCCCACGACCCCGUGGCACUGGAAGAGCAUUUCCGUGAUGAUGAUGAUGGGCCUGUGUCCAGCCAGGGCUACAUGCCCUACCUCAACAAGUACAUCCUGGACAAGGUGGAGGAAGGUGCUUUUGUCAAAGAAAACUUCGAUGAGCUCUGCUGGACGCUGACGGCGAAGAAGAACUACAAACCCGACCGGAACGGGAACAGCGUUGUGUCCCACCAGGAUGCUUUCAAGCUCUGGUGUCUCUUCAACUUUCUGUCUGAAGACAAAUACCCUCUUGUCAUGGUGCCAGAUGAGGUGGAGUAUCUGCUGAAGAAGAUCUGCACAGCCAUGAACGUGGAGCUGAACUCCUGCGAGCUGGAUGAUUACCUGUCCCAGGAGCCGCAGGGCCAGGGCGGCCUCACGGUCUGGCAGUUCCUGGACAUGGUGAACUCGGGGCGGUUCCUGAGAGGCAUCGAGCAGGAGGCCAUCAGCAUGGCCGUGGAGGAGGUGUACCAGGAGGUCAUCGAGGACGUGCUCAAACAGGGCUACCUGUGGAAGAAGGGCCAGCUCAGGAGGAACUGGUCGGAGCGGUGGUUCAUGCUGAAGCCCAGUGUCCUGUCCUACUACAUGAGUGAGGAACGGAAGGAGAAGAAGGGGAGCAUCCCGUUGGACAAGCAUUGCUGUGUGGAGGUGUUGCCAGACAGGGAUGGGAAGAGGUGCAUGUUCUGUGUGAAGACCGUGUCCCGCACCUACGAGAUGAGCGCCUCGGACACCCGGCAGCGCCAGGAGUGGACGCUCGCCAUCCAGACUGCCAUCCGGCUGCAGGCCGAGGGAAAGAAGUCCCUGCACAAGGACCUGAAGCAGAAGCGCCGAGAGCAGCGGGAGCAGCGGGAGCAGCGCAAGGCGGCCAAGGAGGAGGAGACACAACGGCUCAAGCAGCUGCAGGAGGAAAAGGAGAGGAAGCUGCAGGAGCUGGAGCUGCUCAAGGAGGCCCAGAGGCAGGCAGAGAUCCUGCUGCAGGAGGAGGAGCAGCGGCGGAGGCAGCAGCACGAGGAGAUGCAGAGGACUCUGGAGAUCCAGCUGCGGGAGGCCGAGCAGGCUCGCGCCUCCAUGCAGGCAGAGAUGGUCCUGAAGGAGGCAGAGGCAGAGCGGCAGCGCAAGCGCAUCCUGGAGCUGGAGGACAUGCAGGAGAGGCUCCAGGAGGCCCUGCAGCAGGAGGUGAAAGCACGGCAGGACGAGGAGGCUGUGAGAUAUGCUCAGGCCAGGCUACUGGCUGAGGAAGAGGAGAAGCUGAAAGAGCUGAUGAAGCUGAAGGAGGAGCAAGAAGAAUAUAUCAUCAGAACUCAGAGGGAGAAGCAAGUCCUCAAGCAGGAGAUGGAGAACAAGAACAAGUGUCUGGAAGAGGCGCAGAAGCAGCUGGAAGAAGUGAGAGUGAACAGGCAGCGGGUGGACCAAGAUGUCAUGGCUGCCCAGAGGAAGCUGCGACAGGCCAGCACCAACGUCAAGCACUGGAACGUCCAGAUGAACCGACUGAUGCACCCCAUCGGGCCCGGAGACAAGCGAACAAACGUGAGUGGAGGAGUCUUUGCUGGCUACCAGCCCCUUCUGUCACGGAGAGAUUCUUCCCUCAAACUCAAGCAGAGGGUGGAGGAUAAAGGCAAUGACCCCACCAGAGAAAACAGCAAGGAAAACGUGAGCAACGGUGGGAACAGCAGCACGUCACCAUCUCCAGAUGCAGACACCAUGGCCACAGAGCCCAACAAUUAGCCCACCAGGAUGGCAGAGCCCAGCUGGGAAUGGCAGGGCUCAGCUUGUCCCUCCAAGUGGACGGUCAGUGUGGCGAUCUCUGGAUGGGGACCAGCACAGAGCCUACAGGGGACUGCAUAAGGCACAGGUGCUCCCAUUUCCAUCAGUGAAGAGCUGCAGUCACCACGUGCCAGGAGGCUCAGGCAGCCCAGUGUUGGGAAGAGGGCAGUGGGACUUUCUCCUCUGGACUGCAGGACUCAAUUCCUUGUGCUCUGUUUUACACCUUGUACUAAAAAAGAGCCGCUGCUGGGUCGGGACCGUGUGGCCCAGGGCUGCAGUUCCCCCUUGGUUUCUACACCAACCCUUCUGCAUCACUCACUGUGCUCCAGGGUGUGGGGCUUUGCCACCAGCCAAGGACACCUGGACUGACCAAGCAGGGUCUUCUCGUCACCCCACACCACGCCAGGUGUCCCUAACUACAGCUACCACUGUGUUCCCUGGCAGUGGUUGAUAGUACUGGAGCCACUUAGUUAACAGAAACUAAUAAAGCUUUUGAAGCCUA